Messenger RNA from Prorocentrum cordatum, 417 nucleotides. The record is from the annotation of a GenBank genome assembly. NCBI's taxonomy places the organism in Eukaryota, Dinophyceae, Prorocentrales, Prorocentraceae.
CAGGAGAAGAAGCAGCAGUACAAGGUGUAUCGUGAGGAUAUCUCGGAAGAUGCGUGCCCCUUCAACCACAGGACGUUGCAAAGGGCCGAGAUGGUGGAGUUCUUCGACACGGGGAAGAAGGACGAGAAGCACCCGAACCUCAUCGUCGCGAAGACCAUCACCGGGCCCUACGGCGCGCAGCUGAAGACGUCCUACGAGUACCGUCUGGCCAUGUACGCGGCCGGCGGGAUUCCUGCGUACAAGCAGGACACCCCAGAGGACUACCCCGUCAGGAAGAAGGUCUGCGAGUACUACCUCAGGAGGAGGUUCAACGGCAUGUGGAAGAUGAAGUGAGCGAGCGGGGCGAUCUCCGCGGCGCGGGCGCCCAGAUUGGUGGGAAGGAUGGCCCGGCAGUGGGAGACGCGGGCGUCUGCUGGA